CGCGGAUCGCGUCAGUCGGGUGGCAACUGUGUCCGGAUAUGUUUGUCGCGUUGUCGGAGUGAGCUCAGCGAACGCGCGCGGGUGGUAGUUGGUGUCGGUAGUGACUGGCGGUGGUGGCGGCUGGUUGCACGACAGUUGCUGGCUCCUCGUUCUUCGCGAAUUUCUCUUUCCCUCUCUUUCUUUCCGAAGAAGAAACGAACUGACAGUUGCGUGAACAUGUGAUUCUGACAAAGGGAUUUGUCGUUUCUUACACGAGAAUAUCUUAUAUUUUUUCCGGUUUUUCCGUUCCACACGUUUGUCCACCGUUUCGCGUACGCGCGCGUGUGUGUGUGUGUGUGUGUAUGCGUGUUUGUAUAAGUGCGUACAGUGCGUACAACCCGGCUAGUGGUGGUUGGUUCGUUGUCUCUCGCGUCGUUCGCGUUCACGGGACACGCCGCGGGAUAACGCUGGGAUCGUCGGCCCCUCACGCGAAGGGGUAGUGUCACCCGCGAAGAGCAGGAUAUAAUGUUCUGAGAUUCGGGUGGCGGCACGCGAGAGAGCCACGCGCGCAUCAUCAUGGUCGCUAAGCAUUUCGCUUCGCAGGGCUCUAGCCCUGAGUGCGGCGUGCCGGACAUGACAGUUAUCAGCAACAUCGAUGAAACUGGUAUCAAUCGUAAUCUUCAAGUUCGGUACAGUAGGGACCAGAUAUACACAUACACGGGAUCCAUACUGGUGGCUGUCAAUCCAUACAAAGAAGUGGACUACUACACAAAUGAGUACGUGAAUCGAUACCAUGGGCAGAAGAUGGGCGCCUUGGAGCCGCAUGUGUUCGCCCUGGCGGAGGCGGCGUACAAGUCUCUGCAAGACACCGAGAGCAACCAGUCCUGCGUGAUAUCGGGCGAGAGCGGGGCCGGCAAGACCGAAAGCACCAAGUUCAUUCUGCAAUACCUGUGUUCGGUCACCAGCAACGUCGACACGUGGGUGGAGCAGCAGAUCCUGGAGGCCAACACCAUUCUGGAGGCGUUCGGCAACGCGAAGACCGUGCGGAACGACAACAGCUCGCGCUUCGGCAAGUUUAUGCAGGUGUGCUUCGACACCAAGUGGAUGAUUAAGGGAUGCAUCAUCCAGGAUUACCUGCUGGAGCAGAGCCGCAUCACCUUUCAAAGCCCGGGCGAGCGCAAUUAUCACGUCUUCUAUCAGGUGGUCGAGGCCGGCACGCGGGACAAGGAAUUCGCCGAGCAAUAUAAACUACGUCCGGCCGCCCACUACAAAUAUCUCAAUCAGUCCGGCAGCGUGAAGGUCGAUGGGUUUUCCGACUCGAAGAAGCUCGACGCUCUCAGGCUCGCCUUUAAUGUGCUCCAGGUCGCGCCGGAAAUGUGCGAAGGCAUUUUCCGGGUGCUGUCGGCUAUCCUGUGGCUCGGAAACCUGAGCUUCGAGGACGUCGACGGCGAGAGAUGCGAGCUGUCGAACGAGGACGGGGACAUAGUGGACACGGUGGCGCCGCUGCUGGGCCUGCAGGUGGAGGAUCUCACCAAGGUGGUGCUGAUACGGCAGAUAAACGUGCGGGGAAACAUCACGGAGAUCCCGUUGAAGGUGCAGGAGGCGCGGGAGAACAGGCACGCGAUGGCGAAAGCGCUCUACUCGCGCACCUUCGCCUGGCUCAUCAAUCACAUCAAUAAUUGCACGAAUCCGGGCCAGGAUAGCUCGCGAUUCCUCGGCGUGCUCGAUAUCUUCGGCUUCGAGAACUUCACGCUGAACAGCUUCGAGCAGCUCUGCAUCAAUUACACGAACGAGAAGCUGCAUAAGUUCUUCAAUCACUACGUCUUCGCGCUGGAGCAGGAACUCUACCGUCAAGAGGAGAUCCGAUACUCCCACAUCACGUUCACGGACAACACCAUGUGCCUGGAGCUGAUCGAGAAGCCUCCGCGAUGUGUUCUUAAGUUACUGACCGAGCAGUGCCAUAUGCCGAAGGGGUCGGACUUGGCUUACCUCACGAACUUGCACGCGGAAUUCGAGAACCACCCGUGCUACGUGAAGGGGGACGAUCGGCGGAAGUGGGAGAAGGAGUUCGGGGUCAAGCACUACGCCGGCUGCGUCACGUACACCGUCGAGGGUUUCGUCGACAAGAAUCGCGACGUGCAGCAGGACGUGUUCUUCGAUUUCAUGUCGAGGAGCACGAACGAGUUCGUUCAGGAGAUCAGCGUCUAUCAGGACCUCCUGGGGUGCACUAUCGCGCGCACGACCGCCGGCGCGGCCACGACCAUGUCCCGCGGGACGUCCAAGGGCAAGCCGACCCUCUGCGACUCCUUCCGGCACCAGCUGCAGGCUCUGGUGGACGUGCUGCAGGCGACGACGCCGUGGUACGCGCGCUGCAUCAAGCCGAACAUGGAGAAGCAGGCCAAUCACUACGACGAGAAGCUGGUCCUGGAUCAGCUCAAGUAUCUCGGUAUGUUGGAUAUUAUACGCAUACGCAAGGAGGGCUUUCCGAUACACAUGUCGUUCCACGACUUCGUCGCGAGGUACCGUUGCCUCGACAAGCGCCGCUUCUCGCUCUCCAGCAACGAGAAAGAGGCGACCAGGUACUUGAUUAGCAAUCAAGGUAUAUCGGGAAACGAGUGGCAGAUCGGCCGGACGAAGGUGUUCCUCAGGAGCUACGUGCACGAGCCACUGGAGGAUUCAAGAAAUCAGGUGGUAACGAGCAACGCCAUUAUGAUACAAAAGAUUUGGCGAGGAUAUAUCAAACAGCGAGAAUACAAGCGCGUAAGGGAAGCGGCGCUGAAGGUGCAGCACGCGUAUCGCGGCUGGAAGCUGCGAAUAAUGUUCAUCAGGAAGCGCAGGGCCGCCAUAGUGAUUCAGAGCCACUUGCGGGGCGUCUUCGCGAGGGAGGUGGCCGCGGCGCUGCGAGAAAUGAGACGAGUCGACGAGGAAAUGAGGAAGAGGGAGCGGCUGGAGGAGGAACGAAGACUGAUGGAGGACAAGAAGGCGCUGGAGGAGAGCCAGAGCGCGCAGUACACCGGUAUUGUCGGGAUGGAGUCCGGGAAGGCGCAGGAAGAGAUCGCCGCGCUGUCGCAGAUGGCCGAGCAGAUGAACUCGAAGAUGGCCGCGUCGGACUUGCAAUCGGUGGACCUCGAUAAUCUAUUCUCCUUCCUGUCCGACGUGCAGUCGACCAAGAGCAAUCAGAUUAUUGACGAGAUCGGCGAGCAGAUGGACGAGCUGGUGGAAGACCUGGACGUGGAAUUGGAGACCGUCAUUCAACAAGAGAUGGAAUUGAACGCCAAGGCCGAAUCGAAUGUCACCUCGCCCGUCAACGGGCAGGAAGUGACGUCGCCGCAACAGCAGCGGAUACCCUGCACGAACAGCGUGAGCAGCAACAAGCUCGGUCAGCCGAGUCUUCCGGAACCUACGGGACCGCCGCCACCGCCGCCACCCCCGACGACGCAAUCUUCAGCCAUGAACGGCAGCGAUUCGUCGAGCGACAACGGCGAGCCGAUCUACGAGUCCGUGUUGCCGCGCGACGACAAUGAGCCUGGCAGUCCAGUCGCCCACAAUGGCAGCAGUCCAGGUCAGAUGGUGAACGGCGAGGCGUGCGGAUCGCCGCCGCCGAUACCGGGCGGCAAAUUGCCGAAGGAGGUCGCCGGCAGUCCGCCGUCCAGGCCGGAGUCCAGGAGUUCCAACAGCCAUCAUCACUCGCAUCACCAUCAUCAUCAUCAUCAGACGAUACCGCAGGCGCAGCAGAACGGCCACGAUCAACCGCAGUCGCAGUCGCAAGCGUCGCAGCAGCUGCCGGUCGAACGCGAGCAGCGGCGCAAGUGCCGCGUGGAGCGGAAGCUGCAGGAACUGGAGGAUAAAAAGGAGCAGGACAUCGAGGCGACCUACCACGAUAUCGUGGAGUUCGCGCAGAACUACUUCAACAGCCACGAGCGCUCGCCGGAGGGCACCAUAAUGGCCACGUUGACGAGGAAGUCGCGCGGCAAGAGCAUCGAGUUCAUCCCGAAGUACGAGAUGGUCACGUAUUACAAAGGCUCCAGCAUCCCGAAUUCGCAUAUUCAUAUGUACGAUCCUGAUAACGUGAACGUCGCCUGUUCCGUAUUCAGAGAUUUGUGCAAGUACAUACGCGGCGAGAUGAAGCUAGAUCAGGAGAUAGUCACGAUCCAGAGCAUUAUCGCUUACGGCAUCGAGCGGGAGGAGUUGCGUGACGAGAUCUACGUGCAAUGCAUGCGUCAAGCGACCAACAAUCCCAACGCCGAGUGGGCGGAGCGCGUGUGGCUGCUAUUGUGCCUCGCGAUCGUGGCUUUUCAACCGAGCAAGCUCCUCUACAAAUACUUUUCCUCCUUCCUGAAGAAGAAUCUCGCCCUCGAGGGCAAGCUGCGGCAAUACGUGCAGUGGUGCGUGGAUAAUUGCAAGAACACGAAGGUGUCCUGCAGGCAGCAUCCGCCGUCCACGGUGGAAAUCGCCGCCAUGAGACGAUUGGGCACCAUAGUCUGCCGAUUCUUCUUCCUCGACGGAAGAACGAAGGCGAUUGAUGUGCAUCCGACUGACACGGCUGCCGACGCCGUCGCCAAGCUCGGCGAGAAGCUGGGUCUUCGGUCAUUGGAAGGCUGGGCCAUUUAUCAGAGCAGACCGGACGGAGAGGAGCACGUGCGGGCUCACGAUUAUCUGUACGACGUGAUCGCCGCGUGGGAAAUGAAACAAUGCAAAUUAAACACGGCGCAAUCGACAUUCUCGACGUUGCGACGCGGCAACAACACCACUCUGGGCAGCGGCGACAAUCGCUUCGUCUUCAAGCGAAGAUUAUUCCGCAAUCCAAGAGAGAUCUCGCAGGAUCCCGUGGAAGUUAAUAUGCUGUACGCGCAGGCGGUUUACAACGUCGUGAAGUGCGACGAUUUUCCGGUAUCUGAAAAAGUGGCGUUGCAGUUAGCGGGAUUGCAGGCGCAAGUGUCCCUCGGCGAUCCCAAGGACAACGACAGACUGGAUUAUUACAGCGAGGUGGACAGUUUCUUGCCGUACAGGAUCAGCCGUGCCCGCGGCGACGAUGUCUGGGUGCCGAUCAUAGCGCAAGCGCACCGGCAAUACGGCGCCGGGCGCAAGGAGCUCGCGGCCAAGGUGCUCUAUCUGUCCUGCGUGAUGCAGUAUCCCCUCUACGGCACGACUAUGUUCAACGUCACCUAUCGCGGAUACUGGUCUUACGGCAAUCAACUGAUUCUCGGCAUCAACUGCGACGGGCUCAUGCUGAUCAAGCCGGACGACAAGUUUGUUCUGUCCGAGUACCGUUAUCAGGACGUCGAGAGCAUCAUGCUGGACCCGAGCGACUCGUUCAUCACGAUCUCACUGCUGCGACACAAUCCCGACAGCUCGCACAAGUGCUUCGUCUUCGAGACCGCGCAGAAGAACGAGAUAGGCAGCCUGAUCGUCAGCUACUGCUCGGCGCUGGCCGGCUGGAUCACGGAAAACGAGGUCCCGAUGAAGAAGCUCAAGUGCAUCACCAACGAGGACCGCAUCAGGCUCUAUCACAAUUUGGUCAACUGUCGACGUGCGCUGGUCGACUCGGAGCUACUGAGGAAACCGCAGGACUCCGGCGGUGGUUUCCUCAGGAACACGCUCAGACGGCUGUCCAAGCACCGAAUCGAGAAGCUCAGGCAGGAACACGGAAGCGCCGAUCACGGUGAGACGUACAAGGGUUUCCCGUACGCCUACUGGGCGUUCAGCAGGCAGCAAGUGCCGCAGAGCCUGUCGAAGCUGCCCGAUCCCGACGAGCAGGUGUCCCUCAGCAUCUUCCAGCUGAUCCUGACGUACGCGGGACUCGGCCAGAACGGCGACACGGUGCGCAGAGUCGAGGACGAGCACGUGAAUCUCAUACAAACCGUGAUGGAGCGUUGCAUACGGAAGGAAAACCUGCUGGGCGAGCUGUACCUUCAGCUGAUCAAGCAGACGACCGAUCAUCCGGAUCCCAAUAAUCGCGUCAAUCUGCGGCACUGGGCGUUGCUCUCGCUCGCGUGUUCCGUGAUCCUGCCGCCUCAGAAGACCAUACGCAAAUAUUUGGUCGCGCAUCUGAAGCGAUGCGCCAGCGACUACGUCACCGAGGAGGGCAAAUACGCGAGAUUCGCGGAGAAGUGCCUUUACAAGACUCAGGGUACACGCAGGCGGCAGUGGCCGCCGAGUCGCGAGGAGAUCAUGUGCACCAUCAAUCGCCGGCCGAUCUACGCGAGAUUCCACUUCAUGGACGGCCAGUAUCACGCCGUCGAGUUUCAUCCGUCUGCGACCGCCAGGGACGUCAUGGAGCUCAUUAAGGCUAAGAUAGGACUCGACGAGAGUGCCAUGGGCUACGCGAUCUACGAAGUCUUGGGGCCAACCGAGCGAUCGUUGAUCCCCGAGGAGAAGAUCGCCGAUGUCAUGUCCAAGUGGGAACGAUACAGGGCGUCGCAGCAGGGCCAACAGCAGCGGAAGCACGCGCACCACUUCUUCCUGUUCAAGAAACAUCUGUUCCUGGACCAAUACAUGAAUUUGGACGAUCCUGUGGAGAAGGAGCUGCUGUAUCAUCAAGUGCUGCACGAUUUGCGCGCUGAUCGGUUUCCCAUCACCGAGAAAGAAGCUAUGAUGCUGACGGCUUUGCAGGCGCAAUUGGAACUAGGCGACUCCCUGGACACCAUAAUGGAGCAAGAUUACCGAACGAUAUCGAGCCACUGCUUGUCGUCGAGGCUGGUGCCGUGCUUGUGCGUGGACGGUGUGCGCCAGCAUCAUCAGUCCCUGCGCGGGAUGUCCGCGCCCGAGGCGAAGAAGGCCUUCCUGAAUCUGAUUCAGUCGUGGCCGUUGCACCGCGCGACCAUCUUCGACGUGAUGCAGUCGUUCACCUCGAACUGGCCACGCGUGCUCUGGCUGGCCGUCGACCAGCAGGGCCUCCACUUACUGGAGCAUCGCUCCAGAAACGCGCUUUGCACUUACGAAUACAACAGUAUUCUAAGCUACACUCCGGCCGUUAAUUGCUUGAUGAUCAUCACCGGCACGGAUAAGAAACAGAGCAAAGUCAUCCUCACCACGUCGCAGGCUCAUCAAAUAGCUAAUCUGAUUCGCGAAUACAUGGAAGUGCUUCAAUCGCCGCCGGAUAUACCAAGGCGGGACUCGGCGAUGGCUCAACAGUUGGCUGCUCAGCAGCAGCAGCAGCAGCACCAGCAACCGCCCGCGACCCUGACGACGUCCGCGGCCGGCGGACGAAAGUCCCGACCCGCCUCUAUGCUGCAUAGAGGCGCUCCAAUAAUACAGUCGCAGGCUAGUUAGAAUGGCCAGGUGAUUCUCCCGCGAGAGUCAGAGAUAGUUUCUCUUCGACCCGGUACCUAAGAUCGAGUUCUCAUCGGGCGCCGCACGUUCCAUUAUAAAGUGCCAUAAAUUCGAGAUACGCACACAGCGCCAUAUAGCGGUACUGUCUAUUUUAUAAAAAAAAAAAAAAACACG
This is a messenger RNA of Linepithema humile (Argentine ant), 7425 nucleotides long. RefSeq names its product Myosin 81F (gene Myo81F). The record is from RefSeq and is a predicted model, not a curated record. Gene Ontology annotation, biological process: signal transduction. Gene Ontology annotation, molecular function: cytoskeletal motor activity; protein binding; ATP binding. Gene Ontology annotation, cellular component: myosin complex; cytoskeleton. NCBI's taxonomy places the organism in Eukaryota, Metazoa, Arthropoda, Insecta, Hymenoptera, Formicidae.